Molecule: messenger RNA, 5547 nt
Organism: Panicum virgatum (switchgrass)
Lineage: Eukaryota; Viridiplantae; Streptophyta; Magnoliopsida; Poales; Poaceae
Product: pentatricopeptide repeat-containing protein At4g19440, chloroplastic-like
Exons: 8
Coding region: 30-2438 (802 amino acids)
Molecular function (GO): protein binding
Source: RefSeq, a predicted model, not a curated record
GCCGUCGCCCCCACCGUCCACAUCACACCAUGAAACCACCCUCGCGCCUUCCCCCCCAACUCCGCCGCCGCCACCUCUCAUCCGACGGAGACGCCGCCGCAGAUGCUGCCGAGCUCGCCGGAGCGCUCGCUGCGGCGCCCUCGCCCGAUGCAAAGCAAGAGAUCGCCGCUAUGCUCCGCCGCCUCGGCAGCCGCGGCCUCGCCUCCGCCCUAUCGUCCCUCCCGGCGCCGCUCCCCGGCGCCUUCGCCCUGCGCCUCGUCCAACAUGUCCUCUCCGACUCCACUGCAUGUGGCUCUCGUACAGGCGAGGGCCUACUCACCCCUUGCGUCUCGGCGCUCCUCCUUCCCUCGCUCGUCGCCGAUCGCGCCGCACUCCCCUCCGCGCGCCGCCUCCUGUCGCGCCUCAUCCGCUUCCACCCUCUCCCCUUGGCCGCGGCGGCUGUGGCCGACGUCACCUGCACUGCCACCUCGGACCUCCUCGUCCACGCCUGCCUCAAUUCGCCCGCCCCCGGAUCCCUGUCACGUGCCACCGACGCCUUCCGCGUGCUCUCCACGCGUGGAGCCUCGCCUUCCAUCAAGACCUGCAAUAUCCUUGUUGAAGCCUUGGGCCGUGCUGGUCAACUUGACGCUGCCAGCAAGGUGUUCGACGAAAUGCGGGAUGGCAAGACUGUCGCACCUGAUGAGUGCACGUACACGGCGAUGAUAAAGGCACUCUGCAGGGCUGGAGAGGUUGAUGCUGCUUUUGUGAUGCUUGCGGAGUUGCGGCGAGCUGGGCUGCAGCCAACUGUGGUGACUUACAAUGUGCUAAUGGAUGCACUGUGCAAGAGCGGGAGGGUGGAGGAGGCCUUUCAGUUGAAGGGGAGGAUGGUCGAAGGUAGGGUGAGGCCAAGCGUGGUCACGUUUGGCAUCCUGAUCAAUGGUCUUGCAAGGGGUGAGCGGUUUGGGGAGGUUGGAGCAGUGUUACAGGAGAUGGAAGGUUUUGGGAUCACCCCCAAUGAGGUUAUUUACAAUGAGCUAAUUGGUUGGCAUUGUAGGAAAGGGCAUUGCUCAGAGGCGCUUAGGCUGUUUGAUGAAAUGGUCUCAAAGGGAAUGAAGCCUACAGUGGUGACUUUCAACUUGAUUGCGAAAGCUCUAUGCAAGGAAGGGGAGAUGGAGCGUGCUGAGCAGAUAUUGGACGAGAUGUUGUUGUCUGGGAUGACAGUUCAUUGUGGCUUGUUUAAUACUGUGGUCGCGUGGCUUCUACGAAGAACUGGAAGAUUGGACUCGGUACUAAGGCUUAUAAGAGAAAUGGUUGCCAGAUUUAUGAAACCAAAUGAUGCUUUGAUGACAGCUUGUACCCAGGAGCUUUGCAAGAGAGGGAAACACUUGGAAGCAGCUAAAAUUUGGUUCAAAAUGCUGGAAAAAGGUUUAGGUGUCAAUAUUGCAACAUCCAAUGCGUUGAUUCAUGGGCUUUGUGAAGGAAAUAACAUGAAAGAAGCCACUAAGGUUCUAAGGGCCAUGGUGGAAAACGGGGUUGAAUUGGAUUGCAUCACAUAUAACAUAAUGAUUCAAGGUUGCUGCAAAGAUAGUAAAAUGGAGGAAGCGAUACAACUUCGUGAUGACAUGAUUAAAAGAGGCUUUAAGCCUGAUCUUUUCACGUUUAAUACUUUCCUAUGCGCUUAUUGCAAUUCGGGUAAAAUGGAAGAGGCCCUUCACAUGUUGGAUCAAAUGAAAAGUGAGGGCCUUAAUCCAGAUAUUGUGACAUAUGGCACCAUAAUAGAUGGUUAUUGUAAAGCAAAAGAGAUUCAGAAGGCAAAGGAAUAUUUGAAUGAAUUGGUAAAAGUUGGGUUAAAACCAAAUGUAGUAAUAUAUAAUUCUCUUAUUGGUGGUUACUGUAGGAUUGGUAAUAUUUCUGAUGCAAUUGGUGUUCUUGGCACUAUGAAGUCUAAUUGCAUACAACCAACUGCUGUAACAUAUGGCAGUCUUAUGCAUUGGAUGUGUCAUUUUAGUCUUGUUGAAAAUGCUAAGGCCAUUUUUGCACAAUGUAUUGUAAAGAACAUUGAGCUUGGAGUAAUUGGAUAUACAAUUAUGAUUCAAGGUUUAUGCAAAAUAGGAAAAAUUGAUGAAGCUCUUAUCUACUUUAAGGAGAUGCGUUCAAGGGAUAUACCACCAAAUAAGUUGACUUAUACCACUUUGAUGUUUGCUUAUUGCAAAUCUGGAAACAGUGAAGAAGCGUCCAAGCUUUUUGAUGAGAUGGUGAGCUCCGGCAUUGUUCCUGAUAGUGUUUCCUACAAUACAAUAAUUUCAGGGUGUUGUAAGGCGGAUUCAUUGGAUAAGGCAAUAGAAAUGUCUGCUGAACUGCCCUCAAGAGUUUUGAAACAGGAUAGUUCAUACAAUCCAUUGGUUAACGGAAGAACUACACCCUGGUGCCAAAAAGAAGCCGCUUCCAGUGCUGACUGAUGUGUAACCAAGGUUCCAUUGGGCAUGGCUGAUUUUUGAGAAAGGUGUAGGAGGAAUUUGGGAGAAUAUGUGCACUACCACCUUGCCUUGGUUGUGUGGCUUGUGCAUGUAUCAAACAUGGUACUACUACUCAUGGUUAUCAACCUUUUCCUUCAAGGUCAGUCCAACAGAAGCAGAGGGUUGUAUAGGUUUAAAAUGGUAGUAUGCAUCACCAACGACCAUACUGGAGAGCCAUCCAAGGGCAGCCACAGAAUGCACUUUAGGUUUAUUUGGACAACAUUGUUAGAUCAAAAAACAACAAGCGAGGCUAGUUUGCUUAUUGGGACCCAUUUAUACAGGACAACAUUGUUGGAUUAAAACAACAAGAGAUGCCAGUGCACAGUUGAUCUAUGAAAGGAUGACAAUUCAAUAAAAAAUUUAGGUGCAGGUGAUCAAAAAAACGAGAGCUGCGUAUCUUUGUAUUAUGAAGAAGAAGCUAAUAUAUACUUAUUGUUCACAUUAUCAGGUUUUGAGAUUGGUCGAUAUAUUGGUCAAUCUGUAAUAUAUUUAAUUCAUGAACUUGGAGUACAGCAUGGGCCACUUAUGGUAGCAUUAAAGAGGCCGACUCUUAGCUGAGCUGCAGAAACAUCAGUUUAUGUUUGCUACUGAAACCAAGCAUCCGAUUCUGGUAUUUGCUUCUGUUGAUAUUUGGGAGCAUCUUAGUUCUGGUGGAGUGCAAAUCUUCUUAAAGAUUUCUGUAACUGAAAUACCUUCAGAUUACUAAAGAUUGACUGUGAAGAAGCCAUAGCAAAGAGAUAGUUCAGGUGGCAUAAAGCCAUUACAAUUAUUGUGAUGUUAACUUUCACUGCAGGGACCAGGCUUAAGUAGCAACAGCUCCUGUCUACAUCUAAUUCUCCAACCUCAACCAAUCUGAGGCUUGGUGUGGGCAGCACUGGUUGGCACUAUAUUGCGAUGUGACUAUUCACGUGCUACUGUAGCAACCGAUAUUUCCCCCCAUGUUGUCCUGCCAAAGUAUUUUUAGUUGACAGCUAGUGAUAAUGAUAGUUUCAUUGUUUGUUGAGUUUACUUCUUUAUGGAGAUUCGAUAUGAAGAUACAUAGAGAUAGAAUGUGUUUCUUAGAGGUAAACUUAAGCAAUCCCUAUAAAAGGUACAAGAUUUAUCCAGUUAUUCAUUCAUUAUGCAUCAAGAAGAAAUAAUUAAAUCUCUCCAGAACCAGAAUUCUUUCUACCUUCUAUACUCUUAUAUUGACCAUCCAAAUAUCCAAUGUCGUAAUUCUUGUAGGCCAUGUUGUCUGACUCUGACCAUCUUCAGCAUCCUAGCAUCACAACUUAUAGUUAAGUCUUUCUGGUCGGUAAUUUGUAGAGUUGCAUAUCAGUACAAUGUUGUAGUAAGAACAUAAAAUGUUGAGAAUUGGGGUUAGUGUGUGGCACUUCGGUGUUGAAGAGAUUUAUUUGGUUCUGGCUUGUGCAGUGCUGAUUGCAGCAUUUUUGUGUUUCUAUUUUUUAUCCAAGAUGGUUAACCAACAAUAUGUCUAUGUCCGGCUUAAUAUGUCACACGGAAAUGUUGUGAAAUAGUUGAUGAUAAUCAAAAGAAAAGGUUGGAACUGGAAUAUAUACCACACUUAAAGGUUGGAACUGGAAUAUAUACCACACUUGCAAACUGAAAGUUAGUUGUGACAAAAUCGGGAACUGGGUGUAUGUAAUACCCUUAGCAAACGUGAUGCAUUUUUCCCUCUUAACAUUAUGUUCUUAACCAGAAACUUUGCUUUUUUUUAUAUGCUCUGUAGUCACGGAAGAGUGUCAUUAAUAGUCACUGAUAUGUCAAUUUGACCACUAAUUCUAGUGCAUAAAUAUUUGCUAUGUAUGACAAAGUUGUAAUAUAAUUAAACCACUUUUCAAGACAAAUAUAGCUAUAUAAGUUUCAAAUGUUUUAUUGGAUCGAUGAUCAAAGUUUAAACAUAGUGACUGCAUGUGACCCAGAACUUUACUUUGUGACUGUAGGGAAUAUACUCUUUGUGCAUUUGUUUGGAAAAAAUGGUGUGCAUUUGUACAGGCCAUCAACUAGACCAAAGUGUCAGCUCAGAUUAAGAUGAGGAGCAGAGAUUCCUUCCUUAAGGUGCAAAGCAUUGGACGCAGCCAUGGCCUUCGGCCACUGCCUCAUCCCGGUGCCGGACGCGAGCAAGGUCAAGCCGAUACACAGCGGCUGCAUACGUGCGUGAGUGCAGUGGCGACGGACAAGCGGGGCUGGGGCGGAACGCGGCCUUGCUGUCGCGGCGGCGCCAACUAAAGAAGCACUCUCGCCCAAGCUAGAGUGGAAGGCCUGCGACUACGAGCAGUUGCUUGUUAGCUUCUGUCAAUCCGUGAGAAGCGAGGAGCAAUAAAAUCAAGCCGAGAAGUGGAAGUUCAGUAUGCAGCCGUUGCUGUGUCCAGCUCGCCCUGUUCAGCAGUUUGACGAAACCGGCUGCUGGACCAUACCCAACCUGAGUGAGACCUUCGUCGUGGGUCGUCGCAUGGGUUGGUCCCAAACCGCUCUAAAACCAGGCACAACAGGGAGACAUUGCAGUUGUGCGGGUUGAACCCGGUAUACCAGCCGAAAGUCAAUCUAAUCAGAAAAAGGACGAGGACUGGAGGAGGAGGCGACGACAAGGGAUGCCACGCGACGGCAUUGCUCAAGGCCUCGUGGUGCAGGCCGUGCUGGCGGCCGAGGCAGCGUGGGUGCAGUGGGAGGCUGCUGCCUCGUUGUCUGGGUCCCUCCACAUGAACCUGGAGUGGCUGCAAUCUCUUGCAGAGCUACGCGGCGAUGGGUCCUGAUCUGUCCGCACUGAACAAGGGAUAUUCUGCAGCGAGCCACCAGUGUUUGCACGGUUGUAGCCUGACAUGGAGGAGAGGGAUUGUUUUAAGCGAUCCAAGGAAGAUUGCAUGGUUGUUUGAAUACACAAUACCGAAUUUUGAUACCUUCCCAUUUAUAGUUUUGUGGUGCCUUCCAAGGAUUGUAAAUACACUCAUCAUGAAAAGGAUUACGCCAAACUAAACUUCAGUGUUCCUUGACCACUUCUGGUGCUUCCUCUGAGAAUUCUGAAUAAAGGUAAACAAUUAAAAUGAUUCAGCAA